UUUGCAACGCCCAUCAACAGCAUCCCCAUCACAUUCUGCUCAAGCACGUGUAUCCAGCUUUACUCCAUGUAGAUUGGCUUCUUACCUGUCCACCUAGUCUGUGUGUACUCUGAAAGAAAACCACUCGUAGAAUUACCUACUUGCAUUUUGUCAAAGAGUUAUUCGAGUAUUUCGCUAUUUUAUCUAAUAGACGAGUUAUUUUUAUUCAAAAAUGAAUUAUUUAAUAAUAAUUUUAUUUAGCGUAUUUUUAAGUCUACUGGCUGUUUUAAUAACAAUCAAGGAAAAAAGAAGGAAGAAAAAAUACAAGGAUUUUCCAUCGUAUCCGACGUAUCCUUUGAUUGGAAACUUGAGUUUGCUGUCUUUUUCAUUAAAUGGAUUUCUGAGAAAAAUGGCCAAAGUGAUAUUACCCUAUCGUAGGCUGCUUUUUUGGGUCUGUCACGAACCAGUCAUGUUUUUAUGGAAGCACGAUGAUAUUAUAACUGUUUCAAAUCAGUGCAAUAAUCGUGAUCUUCAUCAUUUCGUUGACGAAUGGAUUGGAUUUGGAAUCAUUAGCGCCAAACCUGAAGACGAAUGGAAAAAAUCGAGAAAAGUUCUGAAUCCAGCUUUUACUUCAGAAAUGACAGCAAGAUAUGUUGAGGUUUUCAAAAAAAGAUCAUUGGCUAUUGUUGAUUGGAUAAAACCCGCUGCAGAUUCUGGAAAAAUAAUAGAUAUUUUCCAGCUCGCAAUGAAGAACAAUAUCUAUAUCAUUGUAGAAAAUACAACAGGCGUUGCGAUGCAAAACAUGGGAGAUAAAGGAAAAGAAUAUGGCGAUGUUAUGGAAGAAGCAACUUUCGCUAUUUUGGAACGAAUAAUAACACCAUGGUUGCAUCCACGUUUCAUGUACAACGCGUAUUUAAAACUAACUGGAAAAAUUAAGACUGUCAACAAGUUCCACGAUUUGCCUGCCAAGAUAUUGAAGAGUAGACUAAAUGAAUACAGAAAUAAAAGUGGAUCAUCAUUCGAAGAUGCUGAUUCAAAAACAAUUAUCGACUUGGUCAUUAAAGGGGGUGUACACGAAUCUGGCUUCACUGAAACCCGCAUGAAAGAUGAACUACUUCAUAUCAUCAUAGCAGCGAUUGAAACCACAUCUUUAACUAUCAGCAGUAUACUUUUAAUGCUAGCAAUUCAUCAGGAUGUUCAGCAAAAAGUUUACGAAGAGGUCGCAGAAGUUUUCAGAGGAGGAAACACACUCACCCCGGACCAUUUAAUGGAGGGACUUAAAUAUUUGGAGCAAGUUGUACAUGAAACAAUCAGAAGAUACAGUCCGGUAUCAUUUACUACAAGACGAUUGCGUAAAGAUACUACACUAAAAGAUAAUACUGUUAUACCAAGUGGUACCCAGGUUGUUUAUUGUUUACAUUUCGCCAAUAAUGAUCCCGAGUUGUACGAAAAUCCUCAAAUUUGGGACCCUGAACGUUUCAGCGAAGAAGCUGUACAAAAGCGUCCAAAAGGCAGUUUCAUGGCUUUCGGAUCUGGACCUCGAUCUUGCAUAGGAAUAAAAUACUCAUUGCAGUCGAUCAAAACUCAACUGACGUACAUUUUAUAUAAUUAUCACGUUUCAACAAAUGUGACAGAAUUAAGGGAAGAUCAGUUAGAGAUGGAUUUGAAUAUCAGAAGUAAAAUAGGUUACCCUAUUAAAUUUACCAGAAGGCAACCGUGAAAAGUUGACGAAUACGAAUUUUAAAAAAAAAAAAAUUUUCAAUUUUCAGUCAGCGAAAAUUCCGCCAAUUUUCUUCGUUAAUUAAGUAAGGUAUAUAUAUUUUUUGAAAAAUAAAACUAGGUACUUACUUAAUAGUAUUACCAACUUACCUGUAGAUUUAGAUUAUGCAAUGCGCCAAUUUAUCCAACUAUUAUGUAAUAAAGAAUAAUGAAUUUCAA
Molecule: messenger RNA, 1917 nt
Organism: Planococcus citri (citrus mealybug)
Lineage: Eukaryota; Metazoa; Arthropoda; Insecta; Hemiptera; Pseudococcidae
Product: cytochrome P450 4C1-like
Exons: 12
Coding region: 212-1699 (495 amino acids)
Molecular function (GO): iron ion binding; monooxygenase activity; heme binding
Source: RefSeq, a predicted model, not a curated record